UGGGCCAAGAAGCAGGAAAAUGGCGACCUUCGGUGCCCGGCUGCGAGGGGUUUUGUGCUGGGCUGGCUUGGGACUGUGCGGGAUAGUGUUGUUUCUAGUGGUCGCGAUGCUCCUCCGAACCUAUGGGACCCGAUCUUCCGGCUUGGCCAUAAGGCUGCGGGAAAAACAGCAGCAGGAACGGCAGCGGCGAGGGGAGGCUACCUUUAGCCCCCGCGAGUUGCAAGAGCUCAAAGAGGUGCUCCAAGGUGCUGUCAGAAUACCAACAGUUUCCUUCUCACCAAAUGAUCAGAAUAUAACAGCCCUGGAAGAAUUUGAGCCAUAUAUUUACAAAGCUUUUCCUUUAGUGUUUUCUACCUCAUUCAUUCAACAUGAAGUCAUCGGAGAUUACAGCCAUCUAUUCACCAUCCAGGGAGCUAACCCUCAGUUACAGCCAUAUAUGCUGCUUGCACAUAUAGAUGUAGUCCCAGCAUACCCUGAUGGAUGGGAUGUCAGUGAUCCCUUCUCUGCUGAGGAACAUGAUGGAUUUAUAUAUGGAAGAGGAACACUAGAUAAUAAAAACUCAGCUAUGGGCAUUUUACACGCUCUAGAGUUUUUGCUGAGACGAAAUUACAAACCACAAAGAUCUUUUUAUAUAGGCCUUGGGCAUGAUGAAGAGGUGGGUGGUAAAAAAGGAGCAAUGAAAAUUGUGGCUGAGCUGGAAUCUAGAGGGGUACAACUUACUUUUGUGCUUGAUGAAGGAAGUUUUAUUUUUGAUGGAAUCAUCCCUAAAAUAGAGAAACCAGUAGCUGUAAUAGGUAUCACAGAAAAGGGUACACUUGACGUAAAUCUCACUGUAACAUCUCAAGUUGGCCAUUCUUCUGCACCCCCUAAGAGGACCAGCAUUGGUAUUCUUUCUGAAGCCUUAUACAAGUUGGAAACAAACCCUAUGCCCAAUUUGUUUGGUCAUGGACCUGAAAUCAUGUUGUUUGAACAGCUGGCACCAGUGUUCAACUUCCCCCUCAAUAUCAUCAUGGCAAAUCUGUGGCUCUUUGGACCUCUUGUUGGCUGGUUUCUUGAGCAAACUCCUAGCACUAAUGCUUUAGUUCGGACCACCACUGCAAUCACCAUGUUUCAUGCAGGAAUAAAGUCAAAUGUUAUUCCACCAAAAGCUGAUGCCACAGUGAAUUUCCGCAUCCACUCUUCACAAUCCGUUGAGGAGAUCCUGGAAAUAUUAGACAAAACAAUUAAUGAUAAGAAAGUGAAGAUAGAAGUGAUGGAUACCUUUGAUCCGCCCCACAUUAGCCCCUGGGAUGAUCAGACCUUCGCUGUACGGGUUUUCCGCCAGACCAUCCUGGAUGUUUUCCCAGAUGUUGCCAGUGUAGUUCCAGGCAUUUGUGUUGGAAACACUGAUAGCAGGCACUACAGCAGCCUCACAAAGGCAAUUUAUCGAUUUAGCUCAGUAGUCUUUAAUGCUGAUGAUUUGCCAAGAUUCCAUGGGUUGAAUGAAAGGAUCUCUUUGGAAGAUUAUGCAAAGCAAGUGGAAUUUUUCUUUCAACUAAUUCAAAAUUGUGAUUUGGACCAACCCACAGAGCCACAUACAAACCUACACGAGCUAUAGAAACAAGAAAAUAUAAAGGCUAGUGGGAGUUGUUAGAAAUCUGAAUUAUUCUAAGCAGCAGUGUUCCAUUUUUUUUCUCAGUGCCCAAACUUCUUUACUGCGUUAGAGAUUUAAAGUAAUAACACAACCUAGUUGCACUGCAAGUUGUUGUGAAACACACUAUUAAACAACUAUUCAUCAAAUUAUUCUGAACUGCAUAAAAUUAUGUUUCAGACUCAAAGGCAUUAGAAACCUGAAAACAAUGCUGUCUGCAUGAAUUAUGUCACUUAUGCAAUAAUAUUACAAUAAUGUCCAAAGCAAUUAGGUGUGACAUUUUGACAAAUCUGAAUAUAUAUAUAUAUUCACCUCCCUUCUCCACUUCCAGCCAAAAUCCAUGGAUAAUUUUAUUGGAAAAUAGUAUAUUUACAUAGCGAAGAACUUUUCUGUUAUCUUAACUGUAUAAAGGGGCAGUUUUACAUAAGAAAUAACUUUUCCAAAAAUCAAGGAACAGCCUUUUUGUACCUGCAGUUCUGAGGAACACAGCUAAAUGUUCAGUAUAGCAUAGAAUUAUCACUUGAAAUGUGAACUAUUUCAUUCACUUGAAAUGUGAACUGUUUUGAAUUUGUAAAAGUUACCUAUGCCAGUUGUUUUUCUUAUGCUUAAUGGUUCUUUCAUUUUUAGUUUUCUUUUAACUUUUCUUUUGAGACCAUAUUGUUUUAACGGUUUAGUACUUAUAAAGAAAGUUAUGAAUGCCUCCAAAGUUUGCAGAACUACAGCAUUUCUACUACACAAGCAAAAAAAUAUGGAGGUAGAUGUUCAGAAAUGUGAAAUAUACAGUAUAUACAUACAUACAUACAAGCCAAAUCACAGGUGAUUUAUCUCAGGAAUAAAAGAGUGAUUCAUCUCGGACAUAUGAAACAAAUGGCAAACUUUGCCACAGGUAGUCCUUAACUUACAACCACUAUUAAGACUAUAAUUUCUGCCUGUGUGGGGGAACUUGGGAACUGGUGUAAGUCACUUUUUUCAGUACUGUUUUAAAUUUGAACAGUCACUGAAUGAAAAGUUGUAAGUCAAGGGUUAUCUCUAUUGUUAGAUUUUUAGAGGGAUCUAAUUCACUGGAUUUGGCUUCCUUUAUUCACUGAAUUAAUCUAUACGAAGCAAAGAGAAUCCUUUUAAUGUCAAAGCUGUAGUUCUUGGAAACAAAUCUUGUGUAGUCCAUGUAUUGGGGUGAGGCCAGUUUUCAUAGCUGGUAAGAAAAGUGUCCAUGUGCUGAGCCCAGGUGUCCUUCUAGGAUUUCUUUUCUUUCACUGUCUGACAUUCUUUUCCAUGGAAAAUAUCUUUAGUGUCUUCUUUUUGCUAAAUGUAAAUAGUGAGAUAGAUGGGAGUAUGAGGGCAAUUUGGGGGAAAAUAGCAACCUAGAGUAACCAGGCAAUAUCUGUACACCCUUUGAAAUAGCAAUUAGAUUCCAGGGGGGUGGGGGUGGGGAAUAGCAAUUAGAUUCAUCAAAUAUAAAGUGUGUGUGUGUGUGUGUGUGUGUGAACGUGGGAGAGAGUAUGUUUUUCUAACUCUAAUCCAGUGUAAGGCUCAAAAAUUCUGGGAGCUGAAGUCCACAAGUCUUAAAUGGGCCACAGGUCCCCACUUCUGCUCUAAUGGUUGAUAGCUCUGACUAUAAUGAAGGCACUUUAUGUUUAUCUUUCUGGCAUCUAUUCUCACUUGAUUUUUUUUUAAAGCAGACCAUUUUUUAUCUUGUUAAAUUUUUAUAUUCAUCAGUUGAGAUAUUACUGUAUGCUUAAUGGACAAAUAAUUAUAUCCAAGCAUAUUGCAAGUUUCAUACAGUUUGAUUCUUGGUGCUGCUUGUCUGACAGCUACAACCUAUUUGACUCUAAUUAAGUGCAAGGUGUAAUUCUGUGGCACAUAAUACACCGCUCAAAAAAACAAAGGGA
Molecule: messenger RNA, 3519 nt
Organism: Pseudonaja textilis
Lineage: Eukaryota; Metazoa; Chordata; Lepidosauria; Squamata; Elapidae
Gene: PM20D1
Product: peptidase M20 domain containing 1
Biological process (GO): lipid metabolic process; amino acid metabolic process
Molecular function (GO): metallocarboxypeptidase activity; hydrolase activity, acting on carbon-nitrogen (but not peptide) bonds, in linear amides
Source: RefSeq, a predicted model, not a curated record